Molecule: messenger RNA, 930 nt
Organism: Endocarpon pusillum Z07020
Lineage: Eukaryota; Fungi; Ascomycota; Eurotiomycetes; Verrucariales; Verrucariaceae
Product: Prohibitin-2
Exons: 3
Coding region: 1-930 (309 amino acids)
Biological process (GO): mitochondrion organization
Cellular component (GO): membrane; mitochondrion
Source: RefSeq, a predicted model, not a curated record
AUGGCACAAGAUCCCCGAGAGGCCUUUCGAAGGCUUCAGCAGACCCUACAACAGCGAACUCGUGGUGGAUUCGGCGGCAGGGGCGGCGGCGUUCCAGGUGGUGCUUCUGUCAGACCACUUGCUGGUCUGAUCCUCCUUGGGUUGGGAGGUCUUGUCGUAUCCAACGCACUCUUCAACGUCGACGGUGGACACCGAGCUAUUAAAUACACCAGAAUCGGUGGAGUCAAGAAAGAAAUCUACAAUGAAGGUACUCAUCUUCGAAUUCCGUGGUUCGAGACUCCCAUCGACUAUGAUGUCCGCGCUCGCCCUCGGAACGUCGCCUCCUUGACCGGGACCAAAGAUCUUCAAAUGGUCAACAUCACCUGCAGAGUCCUCUCCCGACCACAUGUUCAGCAUCUACCUCAAAUCUACCGCACGCUAGGAACUGAUUACGAUGAGCGAGUAUUGCCAUCGAUCGUCAAUGAAGUCUUAAAGUCGGUUGUCGCGCAGUUCAAUGCCUCGCAACUCAUUACUCAGCGAGAGAACGUGGCCCGCCUUGUCCGAGACAACCUCGAACGUCGCGCGGCGCGAUUCAAUAUUCUCCUUGACGAUGUUUCUCUUACUCACCUCGCCUUCUCACCCGAGUUUACCGCCGCCGUCGAAGCCAAGCAAGUCGCCCAGCAAGAAGCACAACGUGCGGCUUUCGUUGUCGACAAAGCCCGCCAGGAAAAACAGGCCACCAUCGUACGGGCACAGGGUGAGGCACAGUCGGCACAACUCAUUGGUGAUGCAAUCCAGAAGAGCAGAAGUUACGUGGAUUUAAGACAGAUCGAGAAUGCAAGACAGAUCGCCACCAUACUGCAGGAGGCGGGUGGAAAGAACAAGCUCUACCUGGACAGCCGUGGACUAGGGCUCAAUGUUCAUGCUGGCGAGGCGGACAAGAAGCAAUGA